AUGCCAGGUUUUCGAGGAAUUCAGCGUCCAUAUGAUUUGAAGUAUAUGAGAUAUCUUCGUGUAGCACUGAUGAUUAUUGGAGCGUGGCCAGGAAAGGAUUUAGGGGAAGGCGAGCGAUUUCGACUCGUGUAUAAAUUUUGGAACUUUGUCAUUUGUUUCCACAACUUGAUCGCUGGCGCGGUUUAUUUAUGGAACAAUAUGAGGGAUAUCGCCUUUUACGAAGUGGUCGAAACUUUAUUAACCGUUCUCAUGAUCGGCGUGUGUGUCCACGACAUAUUGAUCACUGACUUCAUUGUGGACAUCCAUCUGUUUCGUCAUAGCAACGUGUCUGAAUAUUUGUGCCAUUUCUUCACUUUAUACACAUAUGUGUUCGUGGUCUUUCUCUUUACUUUUUCCAAUUUGAUCCUCAUCUUGAACAACAUAUCCAAGGGUGGUUUCAGCCGACAACCACCCCCCAACAAGACGUAUGAACACUCCGUCUAUUACCAGCUGCCCUUCGACUACCAACAUAAUUUUAACGGCUUCAUGUUCGUAUUCAUUUUCAACUGUGCGUCAACUGUGUGUACGUCUGCACCUUGUGUAUAG
Messenger RNA from Plodia interpunctella (Indianmeal moth), 585 nucleotides. RefSeq lists its product as uncharacterized. Bases 1 to 585 code for a protein of 194 amino acids. The transcript has 4 exons. Lineage: Eukaryota; Metazoa; Arthropoda; Insecta; Lepidoptera; Pyralidae. The record is from RefSeq and is a predicted model, not a curated record.